GUAUUACAAAGCAGUAGCUCUUUUUCAUCAGCUGUGGUACCUGCUGCUAUUCACAAUCAGCUCCGUAUCAAAAUUCUCCUCUACCAACUACCUCCACAAGACUGUGAUGAGAGAUAUUGUCCCUUCAUUGGUGAAGAGGAAAGAAAGCAACUCCGUACCUUUGCUGCAUGGCGGCGGCAGGAAUCGCUGGGACAGGGAGUUUUACGUCAUCUGCCUCUUACAGCUCAAGAGUACUUAUGCAGAAAUUGCGAUAAGAAUAUAAUCAGAGGAGACCAAGGUGUAUUUGCCUCUAAGCUGGGUGAACAGUGCUGGUGGCAUCCUACCUGCUUUGUCUGCCACGUUUGCCAGCAACCACUCAUAGAUCUCAUUUACUUCCAUCGCGAUAAUAAGAUUUUUUGUGGCCGGCACCAUGCAGAAUUUUUCCGCCCUCGCUGUGCUUCAUGUGAUCAGCUGAUCUUCACUUCCGAGUGCGUGGAGGCAGAAGGCAUGCGCUGGCAUGAAGAACACUUUUGCUGUCUCGAGUGUGACUUGCCCUUGCGCAUUCAGCAAUAUGUGAUGAAGGGUGGACAACCCUGCUGUUGUGCUUGCUUUGAGAGUCUUUAUGCAGAUAUCUGUCAAGCCUGUGGUGAGAUUGUUGGUGUCAACAGUAAACAGAUUGUACUACAAGGUCAACACUGGCACAGCAAAGACUCGUGUUUCUGUUGCAGCUUUUGCCGUAAAGCACUGCUGAGUCAGCCCAUCACCAUUCACAAUGGUCUUCUCUUCUGCUCUGAGGCCUGUAGUUUGGAAAAGGAAUCAGCUUUGUCUUCCAGUGGCUCGGAUUCCUCUGACUCUGCUUUCAUCUCUGCUCCAUCCCCAGACUUCACCCCAAUUUCAAGAGCUAGAAACAGCAGCCUUGACUGCUCUUCCAAAACUGGGAGAACUCAACGAGAUGGCCGUGAGGAAAGGGCAGGUGCAGCUGUGACUGAAAGGCUUCACUCAUGUGGUAAUUCCUCAGUGUAUGCCGAGUUUGACGGCCAGGAGGAAUCAGUAUCUUUCAGAAAUAGAACUAUCACCCCACAGCUUCAUGUAUUUGAGUCAUUGACUGUUUCACCUCAAGAGGAUGUACGAAUCUCCAUCUCUCAUCCCAUGGACACACCUUGGAGCACCACAGUUGUGAGGGGUAAUCGCAACUUGAAAACAUAUUUUCAAGAAACAUCUCGGCCACAAGCGGACUUCCACUUCAAAAGCAGGCACUCUGUAGCCUCACAGGCAUCUGUAUUAAUUAUGGAUUUUCCAGACAGAAUAUACGAAGGCAGCCCUGGGGGAAAGGAAGUUACUAUGGAAGAUGAUGAUUCCAAGUACCUCACUUGCUCAUCCUCAUCCUCUUCUGACUCUGAGCCAGAAGGUUUCUUCUUUGGGAAGCCAAUUCCAAAGCCUGGUUCCAGAUAUGGAGCUUUUGCCAAUAUGGAGCAGGAAACACUUGGGAAGGGAAUGGGGUGGGCUGCCAGAGCAAGAGCCAAUAGUAAACACUGUAGUAUAUCCUAGCAGACAGGCAAUGAUCAGCCAUCCGAACAGAGUGAAGCAAAGGGGAAGAAA
Thamnophis sirtalis is the source of this 1578-nucleotide messenger RNA. The record is from RefSeq and is a predicted model, not a curated record. NCBI's taxonomy places the organism in Eukaryota, Metazoa, Chordata, Lepidosauria, Squamata, Natricidae.